Molecule: messenger RNA, 459 nt
Organism: Penicillium malachiteum
Lineage: Eukaryota; Fungi; Ascomycota; Eurotiomycetes; Eurotiales; Aspergillaceae
Product: monothiol glutaredoxin GRX5
Exons: 3
Coding region: 1-459 (152 amino acids)
Source: RefSeq, a predicted model, not a curated record
AUGUUUUCCAGGACAGUUUUCUCGGCCUUCCGGCCCAUCUCGCGGCCAGCUCCUCUGCGCGCUAUUCGUGCCCCAGCAUACCCUCUUCCUUCCAUUCUCUACGCCCGCCUGAUCUCCACAGAAACAAAGGCUGCAAUUGAUAAGGCCGUUGCUUCAGCUCCCGUGGUUCUGUUCAUGAAAGGCACUCCUGAGACUCCUCAAUGCGGCUUCUCACGUGCCAGCAUUCAGAUCCUGGGUCUCCAGGGUGUUGAUCCUAAGAAGUUCGUUGCUUUCAACGUUCUAGAGGACCCUGAAUUGCGCCAGGGUGUCAAGGAAUACUCGGACUGGCCUACUAUCCCUCAGUUGUACCUCGACAAGGAGUUUGUUGGUGGUUGUGAUAUCUUGAUGUCCAUGCACCAGAAUGGUGAGCUUGCUAAAUUACUUGAGAGCAAGGAUGUUCUUGUGUCUGCGGACCAAUAG